Messenger RNA from Papaver somniferum (opium poppy), 783 nucleotides. RefSeq names its product putative F-box protein At1g71320. NCBI's taxonomy places the organism in Eukaryota, Viridiplantae, Streptophyta, Magnoliopsida, Ranunculales, Papaveraceae. The coding region runs from base 1 to 783 and encodes 260 amino acids. The transcript has a single exon. The record is from RefSeq and is a predicted model, not a curated record.
AUGAACACGGAACUUUAUAACACUAUCAUAGCUAACAAUCACCCAGAUGAUGGACCACUUAAAAGAUUAUCACACCCAGUGAUCGGGUCGUGCAACAGUCUUGUGUGUUUCUAUGUUUACCACGACAACAUCCAAGAUCCUGUUUAUAUUAUAAAUCCAGAAACAGGUCAGUACAUUCAUCUCCCUCAAAAAUAUAUGCUUCCGGAGGAAUGUGUUGGACGAAUAAACGUGUUAGGAGGUUUCGGCUACUGUCGAAGUUCUGAUCAAUACAAGGUUGUUCGAAUUGACCCUGACGGAAAAUUGGAAGUCAACACUCUCGGCGAUAAGAUGGGAUGGAGAAAUGUUGAACAUAUUUAUGUAUGUUUUUGUGGAGGUGAAUCCGGUGUAUAUGCGAAUGGGUGUAUUUUUUGGCUGGUCUACAAGGACACAAUUAAGGAAUUAUUGUCUUUCAAUUUGAGGAGUGAGACAUUCAGCACACAUUCAUUACCGCCCAAUCAUAUACCUGGGGGUAAUGUCCCUGUGGAUCAAUUCCCAGCCGUUGGGAUGAUGUUGUUUUGGGUUACUCUCUUCGUGUACAACAUGCAUAGUCAGCAAGAAAACCGUAUAUAUUUCUGGACGCUAGACGAGAAUAACAAGGAUUUAUCCACACCUGCCGAUGAACCCGGACAUUUGAUUUGGAGACGCCGGUUUAGCAUUAACUUACCAAAGCAAAAUAAUGAUUGGCUAACUUAUAACCCGAUUGCUCUGGGUAAUAACAACGACGUCCUGUUAUGGGACAAUUGA